AUGUCCAAAACAGCCGCUGUUCUUCGCGGCCUAGUCUUAUUGCCUGUCGUCCUCGCCCAGCAAUUUCCACUUCGAACCACUUCGUACGAGCACUUUGGUUUGACGACGUAUAUUGUAGACCGUUACAUUUACGUCUACGACAUUUCAUGCUACAAGAACAGAGACACAGGAAACCCUUGCGACUACAUUCUGGGCGAAUGGAGAAAUCAAACAGAUGAUUCCCCGCGCGAAUGCGACGAUUGCGUUCUUGGGCCGAUGGAAAUUGUUAGUAUACACGUAGGCAGGUCAGACCUUUCGGUUACGACUAGGUCAAUAGGUUAG
Messenger RNA from Colletotrichum lupini, 321 nucleotides. Its product is annotated as LysM domain-containing protein. The transcript is spliced from 3 exons. Bases 1 to 321 code for a protein of 106 amino acids. The record is from RefSeq and is a predicted model, not a curated record. NCBI's taxonomy places the organism in Eukaryota, Fungi, Ascomycota, Sordariomycetes, Glomerellales, Glomerellaceae.